Tetrapisispora phaffii CBS 4417 is the source of this 1002-nucleotide messenger RNA. RefSeq names its product Yhp1p (gene YHP1). The transcript has a single exon. Gene Ontology annotation, biological process: regulation of transcription by RNA polymerase II. Gene Ontology annotation, molecular function: RNA polymerase II cis-regulatory region sequence-specific DNA binding; DNA-binding transcription factor activity, RNA polymerase II-specific. Lineage: Eukaryota; Fungi; Ascomycota; Saccharomycetes; Saccharomycetales; Saccharomycetaceae. The record is from RefSeq and is a predicted model, not a curated record. The coding region runs from base 1 to 1002 and encodes 333 amino acids.
AUGAGUACACAACACAGACUACCUUCUCUAGAUAUCCUAUUGCAGGCUUCUGAAUUCCAAAGAACGCUCGAAAAUGACAUUCCAAAGGCCAACAUUCUAUUGUCCAUGAGGAAAGAGAACUUCAGUAGCCAAGCAAAGGUGGUGUUGCCUCCAAUUAACGUUAGCGCCAUGAACGAUGUUUCAGAUACCAACCACAAUGUCUCGUCGCUUCCUCCGACGCCAGCCGCUACACCGAGUCCAAACGGAAAGACAUGUGGACUAGAUAGCAGUGAUAAUAACUCUGAAAUAAGUUCACCUACCCCAUUGAGAUCCGGUAGUGUUUCCUGUUCUCCAAAGAGAGAGUUCGCUUUCAUUACCCAUUCAAAAAAAUCAUAUCCAAGCAAGAAACCAAGAGUCGAUAACGAACAACUCGCCCGUAGAAAGAGAAGAAAGACUUCUCAGCAUGAGUUAGACAUUUUAAAUGAACAAUUCAAGUUAUCUCAAACCAUUGGAAGAACAACAAGAAUGGAAUUGGCAAAUAAAUGUAGCAUGUCCGAAAAGGCUGUUCAAAUUUGGUUCCAAAAUAAAAGACAAGCGAUUAAAAAACAACAGAAUAAACUCCAAGACAAUCACUUAAAGAUUAGAAGCAUAGUCACACUUAAGGACAACCAUCCAAUUCACACAGUUUCUUCCAGCAAUGGACCAAAAAAAGAGACUAGACAUGAAAUUGUAAUGACAUCACCAAAGAGCAAAGUUUCGUUACCAUCACCUCGUUCCUCCCCAGUAACGGCCUCAUCGAAGGGACCACAAGCAUUAACAUUCCAUAUCUCUAGUAACGACAAAACAUUGAAAGCAGUCAACAAAUCAAGCAAUAACAGAGUUAAUAAAUUAAUAAACAAAUAUAACAGCAGCUUGGACAAAGUAUCGAAUUCUGAUAACUCCUUAAGCAUCAAAAAAUUUAAACUUGCAUUUAAGUCAUCUGGUAGUUUGCCAUUAAAAGAAAUAAACCAAAACAUGCUGUAA